Molecule: messenger RNA, 6223 nt
Organism: Planococcus citri (citrus mealybug)
Lineage: Eukaryota; Metazoa; Arthropoda; Insecta; Hemiptera; Pseudococcidae
Product: zinc finger protein 808-like
Exons: 13
Coding region: 172-3810 (1212 amino acids)
Biological process (GO): regulation of transcription by RNA polymerase II
Cellular component (GO): nucleus
Molecular function (GO): RNA polymerase II transcription regulatory region sequence-specific DNA binding; DNA-binding transcription factor activity, RNA polymerase II-specific
Source: RefSeq, a predicted model, not a curated record
UUUACGUCACCUAAUUAACGAUUAACGUCACCUUUAAUAUGUUAUAAUCUACUUUUUCAAUCAUAUAAUUCUAUACUGUUCUGUUUAGCGAAAUUUUGUUUGUACUCUUCCCAAGUACAUAUAAUGUAGUUCGAUUUUACUGUACCUAGUUUAACUGUAAACUACGACAUUAUGAAGUAUAUUUUCAAAUAUGAAGACUCAAUGCGUCAAUGCGAAACGUUACUUACAGAAAACAUCGCUAAACUCUACAACUAUUCGGAAUACCUACUACAGUCAUCUUCGCUUUCAUCAUCCGAGUCCACUGAACGAGAUGAGGAAUACGAAAUUAUGAAGAUGAAGCUUGACACAGCUCAAGAAAACAUUGCUACGUUAAAAUCAGAGUAUAAUGAUUUAACUCUACACAGUUUGAGGUCAAGUUCAUUUGAAAAUAAUUUCAAGGAGACGUUUUUCAAGUACUUAGCUCGUCAAGAGCCCCUGAGAUUGAAAUUCAUCGAAACAAUCAACGUGUGCAAACAAAUAAAUUCACAUUUGGGUGAUAUUCUACGUGACUGUUCUGUUAAAGCGUUGAACGAAAAUUGUAUUCAAAAUACAUCGAAAUGUGAUUCUUCGAAUACAGCUGUUAAAUUCGAUUUGUCUUCAAUUCCCAAAGUAUAUGUUUUACUGCCGAAACUCGAUUUGGACUAUGGUUUUCCUUUUCCUUUAGAUAGUCUCAAUCUAGAGACUAAUUCGUUUUCGAACGAACGUGCUAAAGAGUAUUGUACAUCUACUGUUGCUUUUGCUUCGUCCAAAUCGCCGGAAGUUUCAUCUUCAGAUUUGAAUAGCGAUGUAGCUGUGAAAAAAUGCGAUCCAACGAUCGUUUUAGAAACCAAAAAAUCGAAAAAUUUUGUCUCUUCGAAACGAAGUGAAAUUCCUAAUCUCAGUCAGAGCCAAUCGUUUGUCUGCAAUAUUUGUCAUCAAAGUAUUAGUAAAAAACAUAUAAGAAAACAUGUGUUAUCGCACGAAGGUUUAAAACCAUUCGAAUGCGCCGAUUGCGGUAAAUCGUUCGCAAGGAAGGAAAAUAUAAAGACACAUAUACUUUCAAAGCAUAUGCCCUAUCAAAGCAGACCAUAUAGAUGCGAUACUUGCAGUAAAUUUUUUUCAACCCGAAGCCAUCUGAAUAAUCACAGAUGGUCAUCAAAACUAAGCUGCCAUUCUACGUCCAAAUCAUCACGAUUUUCAACCCCAAAUGGUACCAAGAAAGAGAAAAAAAAAUCAACUGUAUCUACAAUACAGAAGAAAGUUCCCGACCGUCGCCAAUCUGCCGUCUGCGACAUUUGCAAUAAAAAUUUCAGUUGCCAAAGAGAUCUCAAAAGACAUAUGUCAAUUCAUGAAGAUUCGAGCAAUCUUUUCGUUUGUAACAUUUGUGAUCAGAAUUUCAGUAGGCGGGAUCAUCUGAAAAGACAUAUUAUGGUUUUGCAUGAGUGUUUGAGACCGUUCAAGUGCCCUAGAUGUGAUAAAGCCUUCGGAAGAAAAGACUAUGUCAAGCAACAUAUGCUUCUGAUGCACAAUGCUGACAUCAAUGAACUGUUGACUUCAGAUUCGUAUUAUUACUGCGCGCAUUGCAAGUAUCGAUGCGAAUCCAAAGAAUGCUUAGUUUAUCAUAUCAAGAGGCGCCAUAUAUCAAAUUUAUGUCUAGAUGAAUUUAGCUGCACCGUAUGUGGAAAGACAUUCACGAAAAGGUAUCAUAGAGCAAGACACGAGAAAACUGUUCAUGUCGAAGAAAAAUGUUUCUGUUGUACAAAUUGCGGUAAUCGAUACAAGUACGAUAGUGGUCUUGCACAACACUUGAGACUUAAACAGUGUAUGCCCAAGUAUACCUCAUUCGCCUGCGAGCUGACAAAAGAUCUAUCCGAACUAGCCCGAACAUUGUCGAGGUUCCAUCUGUUGCACUGUGAUAAGAAAAUGAUAAACAAUAUGAAUUCUUCUGAACUUUUGUAUUAUUUUUCAAUAUUAUAUUUAGUUCAGUUUUACUUUAGUUCAACUAAACCGCCAUUAUCUUACAGCGUUAAAAAAUACAACAGUAUGAGAUAUGUUUACAAUUACGAAGACUCGAUGCGUCAGUGCGAAACUUUACUCGCCGAAAACUUUACCAAGCUCUCCACCUGUUCGAAAUAUGUACUGCAGUCGCAGUUAUCUUCAUCAUCCGAGUCUACCCAAAUAGGAAAGGUACUCGAUUGGUCAUUGGAAUACAUUGUUAUGAAAAAGAAGUUGGACACUGUCCAAGAAAAUAUUUCAACGUUGAAAUCACAAUACAGUGAUUUAACUCGGCUUAAUUUGAGUUCACGUUCAUUUGGAAUUGGUUUUAAAGACAAGUUCUUCAAUUACUUAGUUCGCCAAGAAGCGUUGAGAUUGAAAUUCAUCAAAACAAUCAAAGAGUGCAAACUUAUAAAAUCACGUUUGGAUAACGUUCUCGAUGACUGUACUAAUAAUAAAGUAUCGAACGAGGAUUCUAAUCAAACUAUAUCGAAAUGUUCUAAUACUGCGGACAAUAAUUUGAGUACAGUUAGUAAAUUAGAUGUGUCUUCGCUUCCCAGUGUAUUAUACGUUUUGUUGCCGAAACUCGAUUGGGACUAUGAUGAUCAUCCUCCUACACCUGCACACACAACUUCGUUUUCAAAUGAGCAUCGUGAAGAGAUUUCUACGUCUCCUGCUGCUUCUGAUUCCAAAUCACCGGAAGUUUCUUCUUCAGAUUUGAAUAGUGAUGUAGGUGUGAAGAAAUGCAGCUCGACGAACGUUUUAGAAACCAAGAGAAUGAAAAAUUCAGUUUCUUCGAAACGAAACGAAGGUUCUAAUCUCAGCCAAUCGUUGGUCCGUAACAUUUGUCAUCGGAAUGUCAGUAACAAAGGGAAUAUGAAAAGACAUAUGUUUUCGCACAAAGCUUUAAAACCAUUUAAAUGUACCAAUUGUGGUAAAUCGUUCCCAAGGAAGGAUACUAUGAGGUCGCAUAUAUUUUCAAAGCAUAUGCCUUAUCAAAGCAGACCAUAUAAAUGCGAUACUUGCAGCAAAUUUUAUUCAUCUCGGAGCCAUCUAAACAAUCACAGAUGCUCAACAUCUACGAUACGAAAGAAAUUCUCAGAUCGUCGCCAAUCUCACGUUUGCAACAUUUGCCCCGUUAAAUUCAGUUGCCGAAGGGAUCUCGAAAGACAUAUAUUAAUUCAUAAAGGUUUGAAACCAUUUAAAUGUGCUGAAUGCGGUAAAUCAUUCAGAAGAAAACAGCAUAUGAAGCGACAUAUCCGUCUAUGUCACUCUCCCUAUCGCACUAAACCAUAUAAAUGCAACAUUUGUGACAAACUUUUUACAUAUCAAUGGAUGCUAAAUGACCACAAACGCCGCACUAGGCACGACUGGUUUUCAAAAUUAUCCGAAUUUUCGUCUUCAGAUGUAGGUGAAGGUGUAACUGUUGAAGAACAUGACGCGACUCUCGAGAAAGUUGAAGAAUUGGUAUCAUCGAAACGAAAGAAAAACUCAAAUCCGAGUCAAGUUACGGUUUUUGAUUCCUAUUAUCAUUGCGCACAUUGCAAUCAUCGAUGUCGAUCCAAAGAAUACUUAGUUCAUCAUAUCAAGAAGAACCAUAUAUCGAAUUUAAGUCUCGAAGAAUUCGGUUGCACCGUAUGUGGUAAAAUGUUUACCACUCACUGGUAUAGAAAACAGCACGAGCAAACAGUUCAUGCACAGGGAAACUGCUUUUGUUGUACGAAUUGCGGUCAACGAUUCAAGCACGGUUUCGCCCUUACCAGACACUUGAAACUUGAAGUGUGUAAGCUUAAGUAAUGCACAUUCGUAUGAAUGAUCUUUCAGCAUUAGGUGACUGUAAGAUUGUCUUCGACUUUCAUUUUAAUACGGUCGAUUUUGCAGCCAAUGUAUUAAUUUCCUACGUUAUUUUUCAGUAUUUAAUCGAUUCGAUAUGCACCUCCUUCCUAUAACCGUGUUCUUUUUUUUUAGCUGCUGGCGAUUUCAACUGUGUUGUUUUAGAUUAGGUACUCUUGUAAUUUCAAUUCGUGUAACAGCUGUCAGACUGAUUUUAUUAUUUUAUUUGUUUUUUAUUUACUUGAAUGUAAUAUUUUUGUUGUAGACGUAACAUAGGUAACAAGAAAUAGAGUACUUGGUAAUACUAUUUCCACGCUUACAACGAAAUACUGUAAGUAUUGUUAAAAUCUGUUAGCCGAGCAUUACUCUAUCAUGUUGAAUCCAAAAUAAGGACAAUUUAGAUGAGAAAUUUCCCCAUUCAGUUUUAAACCGUAUAGAAAACAUCACAAUGAGCAGUCGGUUCAUCGUACAUACAAAAAAAUAGUAGUGAAACUGAAACUCAUUUCCGAUCAAUGGGUUCAUGAUUUUUAAUAUCAUUGAGCAUAUUGCACCAUUGCAGUCGUCGUCCAUCACUCAACUGAUCAAGUGAUCACUUGCACAGAGAAUAUUUCUCGAGUUCACAUCUUUUUGAAGAAUACAACUGUUUAAAUAAGAUUCUUCUAGAAAACAUCACGCAGGGCUUGUGCUCGGUUACUUUUCAAGUUACCUGCCAAAUAAUCCAAGUUACUUAAAGUACCUUUUGGGUUAUUUUUUUAAAAUUUUGGUUACAAAAGUUUCUUUUUUUUACCAAAAUUGCGAAAAAAAUCGCUUUUUUACCUAAAAUAGCCAAAAAAUAAACAUUUUAACUAAAAUUCACUAAAAAUUUUCAUCUUUGCCAAAGAUUUAUCAAAAAGUCUCAACUUUGUCAAAACUGGAAAAUUUUUUUUCGCCAAAAAUAAUUAUAUUUUUAUUAAUUAUUAAUUAAAAUUUCCAAAAAGUCUCACUCCUUUUUCAAAAAUUGCUCUGAAGCAUCGUUUUUUUUUUCAGAUGUUGCUCAAGAAUCUAGUUUUUUUUCGGAAAUUCAAUUCCCAAGAACUUUUGCUGUUUGUCGUAAAUUGCUGAAAAGUUCUGUUUUUUGCUGGAAUUGUGCUAAAAAUAUACAAAAAAACCCUAUAGUUAUUCUGCUGAAUUAAAUUGUCAAAGAUUCGCUUUUCGCAAAAAAAUUACAAAAAAACGUUGCUUUUUUAGUUUUUUGCAAAAAAAAAUCAAAGUUACUUUUUUCUGAAACUGGCUGCUCAAAAGUCUCGCUUUAUGAGCCAGAAAUUCCCAAGAAGUCUUGCUUUUUUCCAAGAUUUUCCAAAACUUGCAAAAAAAAGUCGAAAUUUCAAUCUAGUUUUACAAGUACACUUUUAGAUUUCAAUUGGAAUGUUUUUUUUUUGCAUUUAAUGUGAUUUAAUUUAAAUGGUUCGUUUUGUUUGUUUUUUGGAUUAGAAUAAGUAUUUAUUUAAAAUAUUGUGUUUUGUUUUUUUUUUCCUGUAUUAGAAUUUUUUUUUUAGUUACCUACUUUUUGAUCACCAAAGUAACCAGUAAGAUUACUUUCUCACUAGUUUAUUAUAGAUAUUGUUAUUGUUGUAUUAUUUUCCAGAUGCCAGAAAGUCUCGCUUUUUUUCCUAAAAAAUCCCAAAAUGCCUUAUUUUCUGCUAAACUAAAAUUGUCAAAGUCUCGUUUUCCGCAAAAAAUUUCAAAAAAUCGCACUAUUUUCUGAAAUUUGCUGCUCAAAAGAUUCGCUUUAUCGCCAGAAAUUUCUGAAAAAAUUUUACCUUCUGCUAAAAUUUCCUAAAACUUGCUUUUUGCGAUGCUUUUUACCAAAAAAAAAGUCGAAGUCUGUGUCUCAAUCUAGUUUUACAAGUGUUUUAAGAUUUUAAUUGGAAUGUUUUUUUUACAUUUAAUUUAAUUUAAUUUAAAUGUUUUGUUUUGUUUUGUUGCUUUGGAAUAGGUAUUUUGAAUAUUGUGUUUUGUUUUUUUUUCUGCAUUGGAAUAUUAUUUUGUUCGAAUUUCGUAACAGUUUGGUUACUUUUUGUUCACCAAAUUAACCAGUAAGAUUCUAAGAUUAUUACUUUCUCACCAUUUUUUUUUUUUUUGGUUGUAUUAUUUUUGUAGAUUUAUUCUACGAGUCUCUACUUAUUACAUAGGUAUGUAAUUCUGUAUUUUUAUGGGUGUUUUACUGAAUUUUUUACCGUCUAUUUUAGAUAUUUUCACUGUCUAGAUUUACAUCACAUUUUAUAUGUAGGUAUGUUCAUAUAUCAAGUGAAACUAUUUCUCGUUUAUUUUUUUUGUUGUUGGUUUUGAAUGAAAACGUUCGAGUUGUGAUUAUACGAAUUAAAUAAUUUAAAAUGGA